Octopus sinensis (East Asian common octopus) is the source of this 2172-nucleotide messenger RNA. RefSeq names its product lysine--tRNA ligase. The transcript has 16 exons. Bases 175 to 2004 code for a protein of 609 amino acids. The record is from RefSeq and is a predicted model, not a curated record. Gene Ontology annotation, cellular component: cytoplasm; cytosol; nucleus. Gene Ontology annotation, molecular function: lysine-tRNA ligase activity; tRNA binding; ATP binding. Gene Ontology annotation, biological process: positive regulation of macrophage activation; diadenosine tetraphosphate biosynthetic process; lysyl-tRNA aminoacylation. NCBI's taxonomy places the organism in Eukaryota, Metazoa, Mollusca, Cephalopoda, Octopoda, Octopodidae.
AUAUCUUCGUUUCGUCAGUCCGUUGCCGCCUGUGGAACCAAAUCCACGUUUUCAUACCAACCCUCGAUAAGAAAGACAUAGACCUCGUGUGGCCCGGGAUGGCGGAUGAGAACAGCUCUGCGACCCUCAGCAAGAAGUAGGACUCGCUCCGUAUCCGUGUUCUAAGCAUCAGCCAUGCUCAUCCGAACAGCCUCUCUCCUGUUUUCACGGACGGCAGUGGCUGGGAGGGUGUGUCCGGGCUGGUUCCGUAUCGUCCCGCAGACAAACAGCGAGAUUCCACCUCUUGCUUGUUUUCACUCUGCUCCGUCGACCUUCUCUAAGAAACGUGAGCAGAAACGUCAGUUGAAGGCUUUGAAGAAGGCCCAGGAGAAGGCCGAGAAAGCAGAAAAGUGUGCCUUAGUGUCACAAUCGGAGAAGCAGAACAAACUUAUCAGCACUGAUGACGAUGAUAUUGACCCAAAUGAGUACUUCAGACUCCGUACAAAGGCUGUGGAACAGCUAAAGGUGAGUGGCAACGACCCCUAUCCACACAAGUUCCAUGUGUCGCUGUCACUGAGCUCGUUCAUCCAGAAAUAUUCCAACACAGAACCAGGCUCUGUAAUGGAAAAUGUUGAAGUCAGUGUCGCAGGAAGAAUCCACUCCAAGAGAGUGUCUGGUGCUAAACUCCUCUUCUAUGAUCUCCGUGGAGACGAUGUCAAAAUCCAAGUGAUGGCCAAUGCAAAGUAUUACUUGUCUGAAGAGGAAUUCCUGACAACAAAUGAAAAAGUGAAGAGAGGAGACAUGGUAGGAGUAAGAGGACACCCAGGUAAGACCAAGAAAGGUGAAUUGAGUAUCAUACCUAUAGAAAUGGUUCUCUUAUCUCCCUGCCUACAUCAAUUGCCUCAUCUGUAUUAUGGGGUGAAGAAUCAGGAAACUCGCUACAGACAGCGCUACCUGGAUUUAAUUAUCAACAAUGAGGUGAAGCAGAAGUUUGUGACAAGAACCAAAAUUAUUUCCUUCAUCAGAAACUUCCUGGACCAGAAUGGAUUUUUAGAGGUGGAGACACCAAUGAUGAGCAUGAUACCAGGUGGCGCCACAGCAAAGCCAUUUGUCACUCACCAUAAUGAUCUGAAGUUGGACCUGUUCAUGAGGGUCGCUCCAGAAUUGUACCUCAAGAUGCUGGUUGUUGGUGGGAUGGACCGAGUGUAUGAAAUGGGCCGUCAGUUCCGAAAUGAGGGCAUUGAUUUGACCCACAACCCAGAGUUCACAACGUGCGAAUUUUACAUGGCUUAUGCGGACUAUAAGGACUUGAUGAAGCUCACUGAAACAAUGUUGUCAAGUAUGGUGAAGGAGAUAACUGGUGACUACAAGAUCAAGUACCACCCGGAUGGACCGACUGGUGAGGUGUACGAGGUGGACUUCACCCCUCCCUUCCGUCGGAUAUCCAUGAUUGAGGAAUUGGAGAAAGUGUUGGCCGUGAAGUUCCCUGACCCAACAAAGUUUCACACCGCGGAAAGCCGACAAUUUUUUGAUGAUCUCUGUAAGAAGAAAAACGUGGAGUGUCCCACACCACGCACAACUGCAAGAUUACUUGAUAAGUUGGUUGGAGAAUUUCUGGAGGAAACGUGCCUCAACCCUACGUUUAUUAUCAACCAUCCGGAAAUAAUGAGUCCCCUAGCUAAAUGGCAUCGAUCAGUGAAGGGCCUAACGGAACGUUUUGAGCUGUUUGUUAUGAAGAAGGAGAUUUGUAAUGCCUACACUGAGUUGAAUGACCCCGUUGUACAGAGGGAGCGAUUCACGCAACAAGCACAGGACAAAGCUGCUGGUGAUGAUGAAGCCAUGUACGUAGACGAGAACUUCUGUACAGCCCUUGAGUAUGGGUUGCCUCCAACAGCCGGCUGGGGUAUGGGUAUCGACCGAGUAACCAUGUUUUUGACUGACUCCAACAACAUUAAGGAGGUGCUUCUAUUCCCUGCUAUGAAGCCUGAAGAUGGACUAUCCGGUACAGCACCCGCCAAAGAAUGAACUGCUCCGAGGUGGAAUACGGGCAGCCCAGCGCCACAAUCAUUUACUGACAGAAAUCUGUUGAUUUUCUUUCCUUAAGGGAUGUUUUAUUUAAUAGGGAGGGAUGAAUUUAGCUGGGGUUUAUUUUUAUUGGGGAGGGGUGAAUUUAGCUGGAUUUUUUUUUUAUUG